Molecule: messenger RNA, 587 nt
Organism: Rubroshorea leprosula
Lineage: Eukaryota; Viridiplantae; Streptophyta; Magnoliopsida; Malvales; Dipterocarpaceae
Source: the annotation of a GenBank genome assembly
ACUUGUCUCAUCACCCUACACAAUGUCCCAUCAGUUGUCCCCAGAUCGGCUUUCCGACCUUCCAGAUCACAUCCUCCACCGUAUCACCUCUCUGGCAAAGAUGCCACCAAGAUGGCCGCCUUAUCUACGAGAUUCAGUGUAUCAGAGUGAUGCUAUGGAGGAAUUAGACUUAGAUAAGGAACUUGUUCUUUUCUGUGAAAUUCUCAAAACUCUGCAACUUGAGAAUUACUGGGCUUCGCAAAUCGAUAUUGCAGCACUCAAUCUUUCAUACUUCUAUCUCAAACAAGUGCCUGCGCCCCAAAGGCAAUUGAUCGAGAUGUUAUCCUGUUAUCCUGUAAGUCUCUUGGAACUUUGAUAUUGGAAACUUCUAAUGUUUCUGAGGAUUUCCUGGCAACCCAUUUGUCCAACUUUUCCCUGCUUGAGGUACUAAGGCUCAAAAAUUGCUAUUCCCUGACAAAUAUACUUGUUUCCGUACCAAAUCUGAUAAGCUUUACCUUGGAUAACUGCAAUUCCGUGAGGAAGAUCAAGAUUAUUGCUGAAAGCCUGAAUUCUUUCGUCUGUAAGGCGAAUAAUUGGUUGUCUUGUGA